Messenger RNA from Cavia porcellus (domestic guinea pig), 3282 nucleotides. It is a transcript of the gene Mcm5, whose product is annotated as minichromosome maintenance complex component 5. Gene Ontology annotation, cellular component: nucleus; MCM complex. Gene Ontology annotation, biological process: DNA replication initiation; DNA replication; double-strand break repair via break-induced replication. The coding region runs from base 542 to 2707 and encodes 721 amino acids. NCBI's taxonomy places the organism in Eukaryota, Metazoa, Chordata, Mammalia, Rodentia, Caviidae. Gene Ontology annotation, molecular function: ATP binding; 3'-5' DNA helicase activity; single-stranded DNA binding. The transcript has 16 exons. The record is from RefSeq and is a predicted model, not a curated record.
AUGGUCUCGCUGAUCUCGGGUGCGGGGCAUGGGGCACAUCCGCCCGGCCGGGACUCUGUGUCCCGGCCCCUCCAUCUCGCCUCUCCAGCCUCCCCCCGCGGCCUUGGGUUCCUGUAAACCGGCGCUCUGGUGCUAGCUGUGAAGGGGCGCCCUUAUCAACUCGUUUCCUGUUUUUUCGUUCAUGCGUACCCCCCACAUACGUCCUCAGUGGGGGGACUGAGCACCUGUUGUGCCCCAGCUAGCUGUGCUUCGAUGCCAAGUUGCAGCCCUGCAGUUUGUAAGGCCUCCUCCUAUCGGGUGGAGGGACAGGAAUCAUGAGGGCUCUGGGACAGCAGCGUGAGAUGCUCUGUGUGAAAGCUCCGCAGCAUCCAGGAGGCAAAUAUGGUCUGUGCUUGAGACUGUAGACUGGAGGAGGCCUGAGCGUUUGGUUUCCAGGAGGCAGUGAAGGGAGGAGCAUCCUGCAGUAAAAGCACUGGCUGCUGUCCUGAGAGAUGAGCUUAAGCGCCAUUACAACCUGGGAGAGUACUGGAUUGAGGUGGAGAUGGAGGACCUGGCCAGCUUUGAUGAGGACCUGGCUGAUUCUUUGUACAAGCAACCAGCUGAGCACCUGGAGCUGCUAGAGGAAGCGGCCAAGGAGGUGGCUGACGAGGUGACUCGGCCCCGGCCUGCUGGGGAGGAGGUACUCCAAGACAUCCAGGUCAUGCUCAAGUCGGACGCCAGCCCCUCUAGCAUUCGGAGCCUGAAGUCGGACAUGAUGUCCCACCUGGUGAAGAUCCCUGGCAUCAUCAUUGCAGCCUCUGCGGUCCGGGCCAAGGCCACACGCAUCUCCAUCCAGUGCCGCAGCUGCCGAAACACCCUCACCAACAUCGCUAUGCGCCCAGGCCUGGAGGGCUAUGCCCUGCCCAGGAAAUGCAAUGCGGACCAGGCUGGCCGCCUCCGGUGCCCACUGGACCCAUACUUCAUCAUGCCCGACAAGUGCAAGUGUGUGGACUUCCAGACCCUGAAGCUGCAGGAGCUGCCAGACGCUGUGCCACAUGGUGAGAUGCCCCGGCACAUGCAGCUCUACUGCGACAGGUACCUGUGUGACAGAGUUGUCCCUGGGAACAGGGUCACCAUCAUGGGCAUCUACUCCAUCAAGAAGUUUGGCCUGAACCCCAGCAGGGGUCGAGACAAGGUGGGCGUGGGUAUCCGGAGUGCCUAUGUCCGUGUACUGGGAAUCCAAGUGGACACCGAUGGCUCUGGCCGCAGCUUUGCCGGCUCUGUGAGUCCGCAGGAGGAAGAGGAGUUCCGCCGCCUGGCCGCCCUCCCCAACGUCUAUGAGGUCAUCUCCAAGAGCAUCGCACCCUCCAUCUUUGGGGGUGCAGACAUGAAGAAGGCCAUUGCCUGCCUGCUCUUCGGGGGUUCACGGAAGAGGCUCCCUGAUGGACUCACUCGCCGAGGGGACAUCAACCUGCUAAUGCUGGGGGACCCGGGGACAGCUAAGUCCCAGCUCCUGAAAUUUGUGGAGAAGUGCUCUCCCAUUGGGGUCUAUACAUCUGGGAAGGGCAGCAGUGCGGCUGGACUCACCGCCUCCGUGAUGCGGGACCCAUCCUCCCGGAACUUCAUCAUGGAGGGCGGAGCCAUGGUCUUGGCUGACGGCGGGGUUGUCUGCAUUGAUGAGUUUGACAAGAUGCGAGAAGAUGACCGUGUGGCAAUCCACGAGGCCAUGGAGCAGCAGACCAUUUCCAUCGCCAAGGCUGGAAUCACCACCACCUUAAAUUCACGCUGCUCUGUCCUGGCUGCUGCCAACUCGGUGUUUGGCCGCUGGGAUGAGACCAAGGGGGAGGACAACAUCGACUUCAUGCCCACCAUCCUGUCCCGCUUUGACAUGAUCUUCAUUGUCAAGGACGAGCACAACGAGGAGAGGGAUGUGAUGCUGGCCAAACACGUCCUCACGCUGCACGUGAGCGCGCUGACACAGACACAGGCUGUGGAGGGCGAGGUCGACCUGGCCACGUUGAAGAAGUUCAUUGCGUACUGCCGCGCGAAGUGUGGCCCUCGGUUGUCUGCAGAGGCCGCGGAGAAGCUGAAGAACCGCUACAUCAUUAUGCGGAGCGGAGCCCGGCAACAUGAGAGGGACAGCGACCGCCGCUCCAGCAUCCCCAUCACCGUGCGGCAGCUGGAGGCCAUCGUGCGCAUUGCAGAGGCCCUCAGCAAGAUGAAACUUCAGCCUUUCGCCACCGAGGUGGACGUGGAGGAGGCCCUGAGGCUCUUCCAAGUGUCCACAUUGGAUGCUGCCAUGUCGGGCACCCUGUCUGGGGUGGAGGGCUUCACCAGCCAAGAGGACCAGGAGAUGCUGAGCCGCAUAGAGAAGCAGCUCAAGCGCCGCUUUGCCAUCGGCUCCCAGGUGUCUGAGCACAGCAUUGUCCAGGACUUCAUCAAGCAGAAUGGAGAGUCCUGUGCUGGCUGCAGUGUGCUCCCAGUGAUGGCACUCAAUACCCUUCAAUGGGUGGGUGCGGGGCCCUGUGUCUACCCCAUGCUCUGCACCCACAGAAGUACCCGGAGCACGCCAUCUACAAGGUGCUGCAGCUCAUGCUGCGCCGCGGCGAGGUCCAGCACCGCCUGCAGCGCAAGGUCCUCUACCGCCUCAAGUGAGGAAACCCACGCCUGCUGUCUCCACAUCACCGCCUGGGUGCCUGCUGGAACAUGUGCCUUGGAGUCCCCGUGAUAAAGACUGCUGUGUUGGUUCUUGGUGACCUCUGCACCUGGGGGCAUCCCCAUCUGUGCUCUGGCAGGAUGGGUCCGGGGCAGCAGCUGCUCGAAGCUGAGAGUGCAGGCGAGGCCCCCACACUCAUGCCCAGUGCAGAGCCUCUGUGUACUUUCUCGUGCCUUGGCAUCCAGAUCUGAGGGCAGCUGGCACCAUCCCUGCCUCAGGGGUGGCACUAAAGGUCCCUGACAGCUCAUUGAGGGGCCUCUUGGCAGGGGGAGUGCAAUAGGGUGCGGUGACAUUUGGGUGGCUUUUGGUGUCUCGGGGACACGCAGGUUCUGGUGAGCCUCAAAGCAGAGGGCUGGGGCUCCUGCUGCUGCCUUCCUGCAGGGCACCUCCAAGCCCUUGGGGCCCACCAGGUCUUCUCCCUGAGCCCAGGAGGGCCAGGGUUAGAGGAAAUCACCAAUGCUUUGCUUUGGUUAGAUUUGUAGUUUAGAAAUGCAGUCCUUGGAUUGAGUUUGUGUUCUGUUUUUAGAAAUCUAGAAUUUGUGAAAUUAAGAAAAAGUCAGCAAAAUAAAAUAUUUGACAUUUAGAAA